AUGGUAUCAGGCCAAACAGCCAUUGAUCUGCAUGCGAAGGUUAUGGGACGCGCCAUGGCUCAUCUGGUCCGCGCAUUCGAUGAAAGGAUUGCAGUGAAUUUUGACUGCAUUAGUCUUCAUCUGUGCAUUUGUCUGUGCGACAAGUUCCAUCGAUUAUUGACGGAGAGAGAAAUACCUUCAAUGAGCGGAUAUUGGGAAGCAAUAUCGAAUCAGCUGUGGACUAGACUAGCACAAGUAAUGCAGAUGCAUAACGAUAGUGUGAAAGCCCUUGAUGUUAAGCGUAUGCAAACGCCAAUCGACACGAGACCACAUUAUGUAAAUUGUAAAGGACGAUACGCUGACAACUGUACGGUGCUUCCAUUCUCUCGUGUUACGGAAUCGAGCGGACGAGAGGAGCGAGUAGUUCAAGACAGUCGAAUCCAUUCGAUUAUUCAUGAGUUGGAGCAGAAGGCUAUAGGAGAAUUCGUGGAGGCAACAUUGCAACCCCAUUUUUCAUCGUUGUUAUCAUUUGUCAGUGAAUGUGAACCUUUAGUUCAGCAAGGACAUACACAUCUACUUGUUCGAUAUAAUGAUAAGCUCACAGCAGUAGUACAGACGUUUUCUGCAAAUUGGAGGCGUUCCAUAGAUGCUAUAAAUGGUGAAGUAGUGAAAUCCUUCACUAACUUCAAAAACGGCACCAAUAUCCUUCAGGCCGUUUUCACGCAACUGGUGCAGUAUGUGCAACGAUUCUCCAAAUUAGUAUCGCACGAGAUCUUCCGCGAUAAUCCAGCACGUAACGACAUGGUCAAUAUUCACCAUAUCUUGGUGGAAUUGAAAAAGUAUAAACCCGUCUAUUGA
Messenger RNA from Cooperia oncophora, 837 nucleotides. NCBI's taxonomy places the organism in Eukaryota, Metazoa, Nematoda, Chromadorea, Rhabditida, Trichostrongylidae. The record is from the annotation of a GenBank genome assembly.